AAAUAAAAAAUAAAUCUUCCAGAAUGGUAGAAAAAUCAAGUUCAAAGCAGAAACUACAUCAACAAACGGCCACUAUGAAUAUGCAGGAAAGUGAAAACAUGGCAAACACAUAGUAUUUGCAGACUGAUAAAUAGACAAGGAAAAGUAGAAGAUACAGAUGACUAAUGCAGAACUGUGCACCAGUGAAGCAGUCAGAGACUUGUGCGCAAAAGGGGGGAGGUCAGAUUCACAUUUUGGGGCGUGCCCCUCCAAAAAAAAAAGAAAAAACUGAGUUCCUCCUUGAGAAAUUGCAACGCCACUGAUCUGAGUCAGAGAUCAAGAGCAGCAGGAGCUGCAAUAGUCUGUGGGCCACUUCUGGUGUAAGAGACUUCUCUAAGGGACUUGACACCAAACUUCAAGCCUGCCGUCACCUUCAAAGAAACAGUUACAGAUCCAAAAUGGAGAGCUUCAGCUCAAAAAACAUGGCUAUGAAGGCCCAGAAAAAGAUCCUCAGUCACAUGGCCAGCAAGUCCGUGGUGCACAUGUUCAUCGACGACACGAGCAGCGAGAUCCUGGACGAACUCUACCGGGUGUCGAAGGAGCACACAGGCAAUCGCAAUGAGGCCCAGAAAGUGGUCAAGAACCUAAUCAAAGUGGCGGUGAAGGUGGGAGUGCUCUUCCGCCACAACCGGUUCAGCGCCGACGAGCUAUCGCUAGCCCAGGAGUUCAAGAAGAAGCUUCAUCAUGGAGUGAUGACGACCAUCAGCUUUCAAGAAGUAGAGUUCACCUUUGACAAGGCGAUCAUGAUAGACAACUUGGUCAUAUGUCGGGACAUAUUACUGCAGUUGGUUGAGAAGCACCUAACACCGAAAUCCCUUGACCGCAUCCGCCACGUCUUCAACCACUAUGCUGAUCCCGAUCUAUUAACCAACCUCUACAACCCAGAGGGGCCGCUGAGGUCAAACCUGACGAAAAUCUGUGCGGGCCUCAACAAACUGAUCGAAGAGGGCAAGCUCUGAAUAACAGGCUUUCUGUCCAGGGACCUGAUUAAUCUGACAGUGACAGCAAAGAUGAACAGGGAAGCAAGGGAGUUGGCACUUGAGUUCAAGAGAUCACCACGUUGACACCCCAGCUGAAACCACUUCUAGCAUUUGGCCUGUAUUGAUUAUCGAGAGGCAAUCCCCACUCAGAUCAGCGCAGCCAGUGUCGAGGAGGGUUAAGGCAGGGAUCAAAGUCCGACCGAGGAGAGAAGGGUGUGCAGUGCAAUAACCUAGACGUGUCCUGAAAUGCUCGUCAAAUCCAUCUGACUAGGAGUGAAUGCUGGACUCGCCCAUUAAGAACUGAGGGCCAAGGCGUACUGGAAGUGUUUUGGGGUAGUUGUAGGUGUUUACUGUAAAGGACAUGUAAAUUGUAGAUUAGUUUAUCAUCUGUAAAAUGACAGAUUCACUCAGUGCUCUACACAGUGUAAUAAUGCCUUCCUGUAGAUGGCAGUUUUACUCCCAUUUUCAAUAGACAGUAUUCAUAUCUACAGUUCUUUAACAGAUCUAAUUAGUAUUACAUUGCCAAUUUUGUUCAACUAUUUUCAUUUACCGGUAUUCAAAGUUUAAUUAAGUUUAGUUUUUAUGUUACGUUUAUGCCAAAAUAAUGUAUUGUUUAGCUGGACUGUCAUGGCUGUCACAUGCACUAUAAACUGGCUGCUUCCUGCAAUGGGAACCUUUUCUGUGAAUUGCUUUGGAUGUAAGACUCAUCUAAAUCAAUACUUGUCAAAAUGAAUAUAAUGAAUAGGUGAAAACAUUGAAAACAUUGCCCUGCUUAUCUGACUAAUUACACAAUUUGUGGCUGUUUGCCUACUCACACAAGGACAAGGCAGUGGGGAUCUUAAAACCGCUACUGUAAAGGGGAUAACUGGAAUCAUCUGUGGGCUUGAGAGAAGGAAAUACAUAUUUGCAAGUGGGCAAAAUGCAAAAAAAAGUUGUUGAGCAACUAAGGGCAUGAAACCGACAACACUUUAAAUGAAACCAUGUUAGUUUUACGUAAGGAUAUGUUUCUAUUUAGCUCUUGCGAAACAUGUCAUUUCCUGUGCUGUGUCCUCAUCAGGAAAUGAUAUGUAUCUAGCCCAUUAUUCAAGAUUCAAGAUAAAAUACUUUAUUUACCAUUUGCUGAGGUACAAAGGCAUUGGGUCUCUCAGUCACAUAGAAAUAAUUACAACCCUCUCAUGCAUGAAGUAUGACAGAAAUUAUACUGCUUUUUUAAAGAUUGUUUUUAUUACUCAAAAUUGUGCCAAAAUUAGAAGUCUGUUUUUAUUUGAUUACUGUGGACACCAUACAACAAAGGAACACAUAGUAGGGUAGACUAUAGAUCCACAGCUGACAAUAAGGAAUACUUCAAGAGUAUGUUGAAUAAAAACACAAUAUGUCUGUG
Clupea harengus (Atlantic herring) is the source of this 2400-nucleotide messenger RNA. RefSeq names its product tumor necrosis factor alpha-induced protein 8-like protein 2. NCBI's taxonomy places the organism in Eukaryota, Metazoa, Chordata, Actinopteri, Clupeiformes, Clupeidae. The record is from RefSeq and is a predicted model, not a curated record. Gene Ontology annotation, biological process: regulation of apoptotic process. Gene Ontology annotation, cellular component: cytoplasm.